AUGCCAGACGGUAUUCCAAUUGCCGGAACAAGCACAAACAAUGAUCCUAAUCUAGAACGAGUCAGUGUUAAAAUGCCACCGUUUUGGGCAGACAAACCAGAAAUAUGGUUUUGUCAGGUUGAAUCCCAAUUUACUCUCUCAGGAAUUACUACUGAAGAAACUAAAUUUCAUCAUUUAUUGGCACAACUAGAAUUAAAAAUCGUGGAAAAUAUAUAUGACAUAGUUGCUGCUGAAGAACCAAACAAAUAUACAUUAGCCAAAAAUAGAUUACUAUCUAUUUACAAAGAAAGUUCUGAACGACAGAUAAAAAAACUAAUUAGUGAUGUUGAACUUGGAGACCUUAAACCAAGUCAAUUAUUACGUAAAAUGAAAAAUCUCUCUGGGACAGAUGUUUCAGAAAAAGUUCUAAAAACAUUAUGGUUAGACAAACUACCUUCACAUGUUCGAAGUGUCAUUUCAAUCGUAGAUGGUGAUUUGGAUAAACUAGCCGAAGUAGGUAAUCGAGUAUAUGAAAUGAAUUCACCGCAUGUUAAUAAAAUUUCAUCCACCAAUGAUGACAAAUCUUUAGUUUCCACAAUGCAAGAAUUAUGUGAACGUAUUGCUGCUCUUGAAACAGUACGUAAAAAAAGUGGAAAUCAAAAUCGAUCUAGAUCCCGUUCACGAAGUCGAACACACAACUUAACGACCGGUUGUGAUGCCUCAGAUACUGUUCCAGGUCGUCAACACAGACUUUUUGUGAAAGAUCGCCGGUCAGGUAUUAAAUUUUUGGUAGACAGUGGUGCUGACGUUUCCGUCAUACCUGUCGGUUCUAAACGUGGCGAAUCCACAAAUUUCAAAUUAUACGCUGCUAACGGUACUGAAAUUCCAACAUUUGGUACUACCGUUUUAAAUAUUGAUUUGGGACUGCGUCGAAUAUUCGAAUGGCCUUUCUUCAUUGCAAAAACAUCUAAAGGAAUUCUCGGUGCGGAUUUCCUUAGAAAAUUCGAUUUACUUAUCGACCUAAAAAAUAAAAAAUUAAUAGAUGCGAAAACUAAACUAACGGUUUCAGCCGCUAUCGAUAAAAUAUCACGGGAAGAGGAAGCCUUAAGCUCAUUAAUAGCUGAAAACAAAUUUUCGGAUAUCUUAAAAUAG
Chrysoperla carnea is the source of this 1131-nucleotide messenger RNA. RefSeq lists its product as uncharacterized. The record is from RefSeq and is a predicted model, not a curated record. The transcript is spliced from 2 exons. Gene Ontology annotation, molecular function: aspartic-type endopeptidase activity. Lineage: Eukaryota; Metazoa; Arthropoda; Insecta; Neuroptera; Chrysopidae. Gene Ontology annotation, biological process: proteolysis. The coding region runs from base 1 to 1131 and encodes 376 amino acids.